Styela clava is the source of this 4846-nucleotide messenger RNA. RefSeq names its product synaptotagmin-like protein 4. The record is from RefSeq and is a predicted model, not a curated record. NCBI's taxonomy places the organism in Eukaryota, Metazoa, Chordata, Ascidiacea, Stolidobranchia, Styelidae. Gene Ontology annotation, cellular component: exocytic vesicle; plasma membrane. Gene Ontology annotation, molecular function: small GTPase binding; neurexin family protein binding. Gene Ontology annotation, biological process: intracellular protein transport; exocytosis.
AGGCUACUGAGAUACAAAAUAUUUUGUGAUGUAAUCAAUUUUAAUUUAUCAAUCAGCAAUUGAAAUAUCAUUUUUCAUAAUUUCAUGCUGCUUAUAAUAACGUCAGAACUUGUUUUAAAUGGGGUUCAUGCUUGAUUGGUCCUAAUACUGUAAUAUACUAUAUUUUUAUAAUUUGUUGCGAACCAUGCAUUCAAAUACAUUUCUAAUAAUUUGAAGCUAUACAGUUUGUUAGACUUUCUAAUAAUAUAUAAUGAGUAUAUUCAAUUUUAUCAAGCCCAAAUUUUCAUCCUUGAUUUCAGUGUUAAUAUAUGCAGUAGAGUAUUUUGAAUUUGCAGUGUUUCGUUUAAUUGCGUUGAAAGUCAAGUCAGCCAUGCUGAUGGUGUGAUCUUACUACUUAUUGACUGGACCAAGAAUCCCAAAUGGCAUUGGUCACCAACAGACAAAUAUCAACUAAUUCCCAGUCAUGGUUGGGAGCUGUUGACGUAGGAUAUCUGACAGAGUCAGAACGAGAUGCAAUUCUUGAUGUUUUGCAACGAGAUGAAAGUGUUCGUCAAAAAGAAAAUAACAGAAUAUCAGUAUUGAAGUCUGAGCUUCGUGAUGUUCGAAGAAAAGGUGCCAAACGAGCAGAGAAUUCAUAUUCAACAAGAAUUUGUGCAAGAUGUAAUAAUAAAACUGGAAUUAUAUUUAAUUCGGCUGCUCAGUGUCCUAUUUGCAAACAUAAGGUCUGCCAGCAGUGUAGGAUGACUGGAAUAUUCAGUAAAGAAUGGAAAUGUGUUGUCUGCUAUCAAGAGGCAAAACUUAAAGCUGAGACUGGUGAAUGGUUUUAUGGUUUGAUGCGACCUGAACUUCGAAGUAUGCAAGAUGGUCCAACCUUAGUUAAACAAGCUGUGAAUACAAAACCCAUCCAUUUUGAUCAAAGAUCAGAUGAAGUUUCAAAUCAUUCAAAAUCUGCUCCUGAAAUAACUUGUACUCCGGCAUCUUCGUCUAUUUCUAAAAGCUCUAAGAGAGAUACAGUCAGUCUGAAUAGUUUUGACACCGAAGAUACAGGCAGUUCUACAGAAUCUAGGAAACAAAGAUCUAAGAGAGGAAGACUAGGUCCUGCAGAGACUGGUUCUAUAGGUGAAUUGAGAAGACCAAGUCCGGUUCGACACACACGUUCAGGUAGUCCUCAUGGGAGCCCUACUCUUUCUCCCAGACAUAGAAGAACAAAUACUCUACCUUCAACUUCCAAUACGCCUCCUGGACCUGCCAAACCACCAAGAAUUGCUGACCUUGCAACUAUUAUGCUUGCUAACAAAAAGAAACAACAACAACAAGAACAACUGCAACAUACUAAACCUGAAGUUAGAAGACAAUACAGUGGGAUUGAGGAAAUUAACACUCAACCAUUCCUGCUAUUGCCUCGCAACAAAGCUGGAAUUGAGAUGGCAGAUCCUGCAAAUGACGACAGAUACUCUGAACAUGAUUCUAUCAGUUCUGCUGAAUCAAAAAGCAUAGAUGGUGUGUUUGAAGAAUAUAUUUCUCAGAAACAGCGAGAGGAGCAGAGGCAGAAUUCGGCUUUGACAGAAAGAUCUGACAGUCAUUACUCAUCAAAUAGUAGUCUUUCCAGUAAACACACGAGAUCGCACAAGUCUAACCACAGUGAAAGAUAUCUAGGAGAAACUGAAGAUCAAAUAUCACAACUUCCAGAACCAAGAGUUUCUACUUUACCAAGAAGAUUAAACGAGAAAUUACUCCGACAAAAUAAACUGAGCGUAUCAGUACCUACUGUAUAUGAACCAACAAAACAUAAUAGAACGUCACAACCUGGAUUGGUUGAGACAGCUAAGUCAUCGAAGGUUGAUGAUAAUCACAGUAAUACAGAUCAUGAAAGCAUGGAUUAUUCACUUGCUAUGAACAGAGAUUUAUCAACAUCUGUACCAAAUCUUACGAAAAGUACAACAAGCUUGAACAGUGUUGGUCAUCAUGAUUUACCCAUCACAGGAGAAAUCAAAUUUUCUUUAAAUUUCAAUUAUAAAACAAAUAUCCUUCUUGUCAACAUAGUCGAAUGUCGAAAUAUAGCAAUGGCAGACAAACGACGCAAGAGAUCUGAUCCAUAUGUCAAGGCUUAUCUUUUACCUGAUAAAAAGAACAAACAAAAAACAGAUGUGAAGAAACGAACAACUGAUCCCAAGUACAAUAAAUGUCUCAAAUUUUCCGUCAACCACAGCGAGCUGAGUACACGUGUUCUUGAACUAUCUGUAUGGCACGCUGGUACGUUUACAAGAAAUUUAUUUCUUGGCCAAGUUCAGCUUCCAUUGGAUACAUGGAACUGGGACAGCACUAAUCAAAACUGGUUCCCACUGAGACAAAGGGAAGCAAUUAAUGCAGAUUUUGUAAGAGAUACAAUUUAUAAAGGAGACCUAAUUGUGGGAUUGAAGUUUGUGUCACCUGGUUCAAUGACUCCUGGAAAACAUAAACCUCCAUUUGGAGAAUUGAAUGUCUUAAUAAAGCAGGCGAAGAACCUGACUCCUGUACGAUCUAAUGGCACAGUAGAUGCUUAUGUAAAAAUAAUGCUUCAACCAGAUAAACAAUUCCGCCAAAAAACUCCAGUGAUUCCAAAGAAUGCUUCCCCUGAAUGGAAUUAUAACAUUCGUAUGCAACUUUACCAACCUAUGGAAGAAAGCGGUUUACAACUAUCUAUAUGGCAUAGAGACAAACUUCAAGGAUCAACGUUUCUUGGGGGAAGUCGUCUCAAUUUGGGGAAGGCUGUCGGUGAACAAAAAUGGUUGGAUGCAGAAGGAGUCGAAAGAGAGCUGUGGUUGUCUGCUAUCAAUUCACCUGACCAAUGGGUUGAUGGCAAGUUAUCUCUUAGGCCAAGCAUGUGAAAUAAAUAACUGUCAACAUAUUUGUUAUAUUUAAAUUAUUAAUGAUUUUUUAUCAUGUCUGCUUCAAAACUUCCAUCAAAUUAUUGCUUGUCAAAAAUUUCAGCAUCACGAACAAAUUUUAUCUUAUCAUAGAUCCUGAAUCCUGAUAUAUUCUUUUCGUUUCCAUAAGUCAGUAAGGCCGUACUGUGAGGUAGUUUUGUUUUCAAAUUCCAUAACCAUUUUGAAUUGAUUGUUCUUAACUUAAGUAUGAGUGGCAUUUUACAACAUUGGAAAUCUAUAGAAAAACAGAAAUUUCAAUGAUAAUUUAGAUUUUUUGAAAACGCUUUCAUGGUGGGUUACAAUUAAAUUCUAAUCUAAAUGACAUGAUUAUUCUAGUUUAAGUAAAACAAUUAUAUCACUUUUUUAUACUUCAUAAUAUUAGUCUGCCACUUAUAACAGGUUGGUUAAACAUGAAUUGUAUUGUUGAUUCUGCUAAUCGAUUGCAUAAGCUAGAUUUUUCUUUAUUUUUAUUAAUUUUGUUGGGCAACUCAAUUUGACUGGCUUGGUGCGCAAGUAUAUUUUAAAUGUAUUUAUUGGGCAUUCCUUUACCAUUGCACCUAUGCACUUCAUGUACUCAAAUCUGUACUAUUCUUUCUACUCUGGAAACUGAAAAUGCACAGUGUCUAACAAUGAAUUGGUACUUAAAAUAGGGAAUAAAAAAUAUAACUUUUUGGGGCUUUGCAGUUUCCACUUACAAAUAACCUGAAUUCUUUAUUCAAACUUUUUUCUAGCAACUUUCUAAAGCAGUAUCUUUAUUUCCCAUCGAUAUUGUAAACAGGCUCAUUUUUUCUUUGAUUUGCUAAUUUCUAUAGUCGCUUGCACAUUUUGCCAAUUUCGUAAUACUCAUUAUAUUCAUUAUAGUUUUGCUAACUAUUAAUUUUAUUAUAAAUAAAAAUAGUACAUAGAUGUCAUGUUUCAUUAGUUAUUUUCUUUGGAUAGUAUAAUGUAUUGUACACUGUAUAUUGUGUAAACUAAUGUUUCUAGAACGUGAGGUGUAACACCAAUUUUAUCAGCUAUUUUACGGCUGCUUCAAAUAAUAGUACUAAGUUUUGCUGUGUUGAUUCAGUUUAAUGGCUCUAUUGUGAGGAUUGUGAAAAUCAAUUUUUUUGCAAAAUAUGUUAUCAUUAUCCUGCUGCUUGAAAUCCCACAUAUCUUGCUGAAGAGUACUUCCGUAGUGUGUGUACCAUGUUCGGGUUAGGUUAUAAUUUUAUUCCGAUUUUCCUUGUUUUAGUUCUAUUAAGAGUUCGGGGAUUGUCUGUGUUAGCCAAGUGAAUAUACCCCCUGCCCAUAGGUUUCCUUCCCUUUACACAACUUGAUGUGAAGUAGGGGAACAAAAUUAGGUACCUUCAUAUUGGUACACAUACUUCUGAAGUGCCUUUUAAAGUUUACUUGGUUUUGGGUUGUUCAUAUGGCCAUUCUCUGUCUGAUUCUCAGUAAAAACUGGUGCGGUUAAUAUACUGUACUCAGUCUGUCAUUUUCUCACAAUUUUGCGUAAAUUGCGAAUCCCCUUAUUUACAUGGUCAUAUCAAUGCUAGAUAAUUUUUGCAGUUGAUAGUUGAUGUUUUCAUUGGGUUGUUGCAAUAAAUUUCGGUUUUAAGUGUUCUCAUUUUGUCCAUCUUUAUUCUUAUAGUUGAUGCAAUUAUGUGUUAUCUAUGAUCAUCAUGUUAUUUCAAAUCUUUAUUGUUACAUCUCAAUAGCAUUUUCGAAAUAUAUCACCCUUGCUUCUAUGCAUGUGCGUGAUCUAGGCGUGUUAGAUAAUGUUAUUAGCAUUAUGUAUUCAUGCCAUAUGUACUCAAAUAUUCGCAGUAUAUUUUUCUACCUAUCACACAAUAGAUAAUACUUCUUUCUGAAAAUUUGUAUAAUACCACUAACAUGUUUCUAUAGUAGUUAUGUUGCUAAGUAUAGCUAAGAAGACGAAUAAAUCGUAACCUAUAACAGUG